GUGAAAGUCGCUCUGUAGCGCGUUAAGAGGUUUGUCAAUGUGUUUGGCAACCUCGGUGCUUCAACGCACCCCAUAGAUAUAGAUUAAGUAUGGAUGAUAUUGACAAAAUUAUACCUUUUAUAUGUAUAUUACGGAAAUAUACUAAUUACUUUGUAUACUGGCCGCGUACUACCAAAACUAAAGCCUGUACAAGUAAGAUACUAAUUUCGAACUAACAUAGUAUUUGCCACCCAUUAAGCAUCCAUGAUUGGUAAAUGAUUCCUUAGCUUCCAUACAUGUGAUCAUAUGAGCACGCGUGACAUGAUGAUUUCACAGUGUAAGUCAAUGUUGCAUGUAUUGGACACGUUGUAUGCGUCAGUUAGGUCUGGGAUUCCACCAAAUACAUCUCAGUAGACAGUGAAUGUGACCGCGGCAUAUCACAAGCUCUACCACAGAGAUUGGGGAAGAAAGAGACAGGAAAUUCAUGCAAUCUGUGAGACAUUCUGGGGAGUUUCUCCUUUGUACGAUUUGUAAGAAAUUUUUUCGCUGAAAUCUCGGGAACAGUAUCAUCAAAAAGUCAGUGUACUCCAAGGGCCUACCCACACUUUCAAUGCCAAUUCAACUGCUGACGGAAAAAAAAAUACCAAACACUAUGCCACAUGACAAAGAAGCAACAAAUUUGAGUUGAAAUCGGUGAAAAAGAAAAAUCAAUUUACCACCAUAUUAUUGUAAUUUUGUUGUAAAACUAAGACAACAGAUCAAGUGAAAUUUAGCAACAAGAUAUUCUUUUUGUGGUAAUAUGACUUCGGCGCUGGAUACACUUUUGGAAGCAGCUAAAUUUAUAGAACAGCAGGAGGAAUUGUCGCGACAACGAUCCAUAUCAUCAGUUUCUGGUCAAGCAACAUAUGCCACAUCAUUCCCACCAUUGUCAACUAGUGGACAAGGAGCAUCCACAUCGUCCCAUAUUUUGUCCAACAAUACAAAUCAACCUACAAAUGUCGUACGAUAUGUUCACAAUCAACAGACAUCAUCGCCACUGGGAAGUCCUGUGUUGAAUAGCAACAACACGGGGAAUAAUGGGAACAUUCUUUUGCCUCCAAAUCAACAAUUUCCAACUUUGAUCCGUCUUGAUGGGAAUGGCUCAGAAGAACCACUCCUCAAUGGACAUGCAAUUGCCACCCCACCGCUUGUGGUGUUCAGCCAUCCGCCACAGCAUCAUGUUCAUAGUGGCAGCAGCACUCAUUCCCCUUCGCCCCAGUCGUCGUUUGAGCUGUCGCGCAGUCGAAGCUCAUCCGGCUCCUCCAAUCACCCAGUAGCCGGCAGUAAUGGUUCAACAGCCGUCAUCCACCAUGUCCUGGUGGGUGGUGAGGAUUCGUCGCAGUCGAGCCUGAAUUUGAAUGGGGGAUCCAGUGGAUAUUUGAGCGGUAGCAGUGUCAACUCUGUAUCUGGACUCAAUCUCAGUGCAACUGGCGCAAAUGGUAUCAAUACUGGGACAGUGGCAACUGUAGCACUCAAUGGUACAACUACCAUGGAGCAGAUUCAGUUGCAGGUUCAGGCAGCGCCGACAGGACGCCGAAGGACAACGAGUACAAACAGUAAUGGUGGAACCCAACGUAGCCCAUGCAUUCUCAGGGCGGGCACACGUGAGGUGCACAACAAGUUGGAGAAGAAUCGGCGUGCACAUCUGAAGGAGUGCUUUGAGCAGUUGAAGAAACAAUUGCCACAGAUGCCAGAGGAGAAGAAGACAUCCAAUCUCUCAAUUUUAAGUGCAGCUAUUCGAUAUAUCCAAACGUUGAAGAGGAAGGAGCGGGAGCUGGAGCAUGAGAUGGAGAGAUUGGCCAAGGAGAAAAUUUCAUCGCAACAGAGGAUUAUUGUUCUCAAGAGGGAAUUGUCGUCACAAUAUGAGAAUAUUGACUUUUCUACCAUUCUUCCGGAGUCAGAUGCCCCUACAAACAGUAUUCGUGAACGAGAGUCAUCGACUGAACCAUCAAUGCCACCGGGAAGUUCAACUUCGGUACGCUAUGGGUCGACAUCCUCACUGGCUAGCAUCACAAAUGCCGCAUCUCCGAGUCCUGGGCAGAUUGGAUCACCAGUGAUGGCAUCUCCGACGAGAAAGUCCACUGUAUCUCCACAUCCGGCUAGUUCAGGGAGUUCUCACACUGUGGUAACCACGAAACACUUGUACUCCACCACAACAGCUCCCCUGGUGACAGAUCCUACGACAGGAGGCCUCGUGACGUCGACCGCAGUGAAAAUUGCCAUGCCAGGAGCAACAGCCUUUUCAAAUCCCCAGUCAAUUGCCACAAUUGGCGCCAUUAAUUUUACCACGGCUGAUGGACUAAGUCCGGGCAUGUUGACAGCCACAAAUGCCACAAUGCCACUCAAUCUCAACUCCAGCCACCAUUCCCAAGCACUACAGAUCAUCAGUACGGCGAGUGGGAAGGAUCUAGUGGGAAAGAAUGGGAUUAGAACGCAGAGUGAACUGAGGGACAAUUCCCCACCGAGUCUCGUGAUCAAUGGCAAGGAGCAGCCAAAGUUGGAUCUUCUCACAAAUGCCGCUGCUAGUGCCACAAAAUUGGACACAGAACCACCCACCAAGGUGAUCAAAUUGAUCAAUGGGAGCAUCGCUCUGGCAUCCAUGGACAAGGAGAGCAAAAUCAUUCCAUCCAGCCAGCUUACUCUCUCACAAAUGAUGAGUGGGAGUAGCUUGGUGGUGAGUCCCAUUCCCUUUCUUACGCCAUCCCAGAGUCUCAGGGUGAUUGGAUCAUCACCCAAUGGCCUGGCAACCAUUGAGCUCAGUCCAGCAAGUCCGGCACGGGCUCAGACACACCAUACAGUUCCUCAGACGGGUGGAGCACAGCUUCAUAAGUUGCUGGCCACGGGACAGGCUCCUGGAGCUACCACUACCAUGGUAUCCACUUCCGGUGUCAGUGCCUCAGUGUCAUCUGUGACUCCUGAAUUGGCGAGGCUUCCGGGUGGUGCAGAGCUCAAUAUUCUGCCCGCCGGUCCCAAUGGGACAAUCUAUCGGGGUCAGAGUGGCAAAUUGGCCAUCAUGAACAAUGGCAUUACACUUAAAGGAAGUGACACAACCAGUGCCAAUAAUCGAGCUGUCCAUGUCGUCACACCAAUCCAGUCCAACUCCACGCCACUGUCAGGUCUAACGCCCAUUGUGGUGUCUCAGGGACAAGGUGCAGCCAGUCUCGCUCACAUUAUAGCCUCGACCUCACAGCUGGCAGGAAAGGUCGUAACAACACCACUGUCCGUGAAUGGGCAAGGUUUGCCCCUAGUUCCGGGCACUCAGUACCUGAGUACAACCGUCAUGAAGCCGAUGGUUGUCGCCAUGGCCAGUAGCAGCAACAAUCCGGCAAGUGGAGCUUGUACAGUGUCCACAGCCACCCCCAGUACCAAUGGCCUCCCACCGAGCUCCUCAGCCGUCGUUCUACACCAUCACGCGGCUCCGACCACCGUGGCCGCUAAUGAGAGUGGCGGUGUCUAAAAAUGCGCCGACAAGGUAUUUAUGUACAUACACACAAAAUGUAACUCCUCACAAAAUUUAACUCCUUGUCGAGCAUUUCAUUUUUAGUUUUUUUUUGCUAAUUUCUAAAUCAAUCACAAAUCAAAUUCAUACAGAGAAAUAUAAGAGAAUAUAUUAGAUAAAAAGAAAACAAUGGAUCGUAAGAAUGAUCCAUAUCAAUUAGAAAAAAAAGAAAGUAAUCUGUGAAGUACACAGUCACUUUUAGUUUGAUGGACAGUGAGGGAGUGUAUUUCUGGUCGAGUGGAGCGAUUCCAAAUGCGAGAUAUAAAGUGCAAAGAAUGUGAAGAUGAUCUUCAUAAGAUGGGACAUUAAAAGAUGAUUAAUUGGGGAAUUUAGACUAAAAGUAUAAUAUUCUUUUUUUUUUGAGAAAAACCACACAGUGAAAAAAUAUUGUAAAUAACAAUAUAAAUGUAUUUUAUACAUUUUGAAAAUGGAACAUACUAAUAGUAGAAGCAUGAAAUUAAAAGAAAAAAAUAGUGUCUAAUAGUCACAAUGAAGAAAAAAUGAGGAAGGAGAAAAGUUAUAGAAAAUAUUCCGUUUGUAUUUUAAUAAACGCAGAAUAAUGAGAUACGCACAAUUAUUUUUGUUUUAUAAAUAUUCGUUUGAUAAUUCUGCGAGGAGUACAAUAUGUGCGCUUCACUCAAAUACGGUGUAUUUUAAAAAAAAAUUGAAAAGACAUAAGUUUUUGUGCGUUUCUCAAUAUUCUAUCACAAAAAUAUAUAUUUCUGUAUGGUGCGUUUCUCAUUAUCCAAAAAAAAAACAAGGAAACCUGUAAAUAUCAUAUUUUAUUAGAAAAUAUAUAUUUUGUACUUAUAUUUCUGAUAUAGAUGAAAACUAACUAAAAAAAAUUGUGCAGUAAAAAUAUUUCUAUACUUUCAUACUUUAUCAAUCUCAAACAUUUUUUUUUAUUUUUGCAUUUCAAUGUUCUUGAAGAAAAGUGAUGGGUGAUCUUGGCGGUUUCUAAUUAUUCACUUGUCAUAAUUAAAAGUAGGGCACACAUUAUUUAUCUGAUACUCAAUAGUUUAAAAUUAAAAAAAGAAAAACAUAAAUUAUUGUAUUAAAUAUGUUCUAGUCCAAUCUUAUUUUACUGACAAAUUUCUAUUACAAUAUUUCUUUUGCUGCAACCAUUUUCAGAAAAUCAAAAUAUACCAAUAAUUUUCGUCCCGAGAGAGACAAAUUACAAAAAAAAUCAGUUACUUUUUUUUACACUAAACAAUUUAUUUAUAUUCUCAUUUUUUUUGCUUACAAGGAGAAAAAAACGCAUUUUACCACCUAAUUUUUUUUUAUAAUAAAUAUUUUUUACAUUUAAUUUUAGGUGUUUAGCGCUAGUGUUAGCAAGUAUGAAUUUUUUUGUUCUUAAAAUUGUUGUAUAAAUAGCUCUACUAUAGAGCGUGAAAUAAAAAGAGAAAGAAAAAAAAGAUCUUUAGUCAAACAAGGAAGCACUAUCAUCUUACUAAAAAUUCAGAGUACUGUUGCAAAAAGUAAAGCCAGAUAGAGAAAAUAAAGGAGAGAAAUCUUUAUAAGAAUAUCCAUAUAGAAAUACACACACACAAAUUAUGAAUUUUAAAAGGAGUAAUGUAUAGUGUACGAAUGCCUAGAAAUGUGAAUGUGUGAAUGAAGAAUGCAAGAAAUAAAAAUGUGUACAUAAUUUAUCACAAGGUAAUUAAGGAAAAAAAAUAUAAAUUGACUAUAGUACUACAAUUAUUGCAUAAGAAGUGUGAUAAGAUUAUAAAUAUUAAUAUGUAACACAACAGAUAUUAUAACAAGAAGAAAAACAAAAAAAGAAGAAAAUGAUUAAAUAAAAAAGUAAAAAAUAUCA
Phlebotomus papatasi is the source of this 5333-nucleotide messenger RNA. Its product is annotated as mucin-5AC-like. The coding region runs from base 779 to 3475 and encodes 898 amino acids. Gene Ontology annotation, molecular function: DNA-binding transcription factor activity, RNA polymerase II-specific; protein dimerization activity; RNA polymerase II cis-regulatory region sequence-specific DNA binding. Gene Ontology annotation, biological process: regulation of transcription by RNA polymerase II. NCBI's taxonomy places the organism in Eukaryota, Metazoa, Arthropoda, Insecta, Diptera, Psychodidae. The transcript is spliced from 8 exons. The record is from RefSeq and is a predicted model, not a curated record.